Diatraea saccharalis (sugarcane borer) is the source of this 3355-nucleotide messenger RNA. Lineage: Eukaryota; Metazoa; Arthropoda; Insecta; Lepidoptera; Crambidae. The record is from the annotation of a GenBank genome assembly.
UCGUUUGUUUCAGUUAUCAGCCAUGACGUCAGAAACUUCAGUGAGGGAGUUUUACAGAGGUAGGAGCGUCUUGGUGACCGGAGGGACUGGUUUUAUGGGGAAAGUGCUAAUUGAGAAAUUACUUUACUCUAUUCCCGAUAUCGGCAACAUUUAUAUACUCCUGCGUCCUAAACGGGGCAAGUCUGUUACGCAGCGUUUAGAAGACAUGCAGCGCUUACCAUUAUUCGAUCGUCUCAAGACCGAACGACCUAGCGCGUUCAAAAAAUUGAAAGCUCUACAGGGUGACGUUUUAUUUCAUAACUUCGGCCUCUCUAAAAACGAUAUAGAAAACCUGUCCAGUGAAGUCUCCGUUGUAUUCCAUUUUGCUGCUACACUUAAACUAGAAGCACCUCUAAAAGAUAACGUGGAUAUGAACACUAGCGGUACCCAAAGAACCCUUAAUAUUGCGAAGCAACUGAAGAAUCUAACCAUCUUCGUACAUUUAUCAACUGCUUUCUGUUACCCUGACUACGAAGUAUUAAAUGAAAAGGUUCACGCCCCCCCAGCUAAGCCCGAAGAUGUGAUGAGGUUGAUCGAAUGGCUGGAUGAUAAGCAGAUAUCAAUAUUGACCCCCGCACUUUUGGGUCCACAUCCUAACUGCUAUACUUACUCUAAGAGGCUCGCUGAAAACGUAGUUGAAAAAGCUUUUGAAGAAUUACCUGUUGUUAUUUGUCGACCGAGUAUAGUAUGCCCAUCUUAUUCGGAACCUAUACCAGGAUGGGUGGACAGCCUGAAUGGUCCGGUUGGUUUGAUGUUAGGAGCAGGUAAAGGUGUCAUCAGAACCAUGCUGUGUGACGGAAGCCUGGUAGCACAAGUAAUACCUGUCGACAUUGCCAUCAAUGCAGCUAUCACUGUUGCCAAGAUUGAAGGCAGUAAGAAAGAGAAACCCGAAGUUAUACCAGUGUACAAUUUAAAUAUCGGUCAUCAAAAACCAACUACAUGGGGUUCGGUUCUCCAAGUAGCAAAAGACUAUGGACGGAAGGCACCACUCGAGUGGCCGUUAUGGUACCCCAAUGGAGAUAUCACAACGAAUAAGGCACUUCACGAGUUUAGAAGAUACUUCUACCAUCUGAUUCCUGCUUACUUGAUUGAUUUCCUUAUGCUAUUAUUCGGACAGAAACGAUUCAUGGUAAGAAUUCAAGAUAGGAUCAGCCAAGGAUUGUACGUCCUUCAAUAUUUCACAACUAGAAACUGGUCGUUCGGCUCUGCGAACUAUGAUAGCAUACAGAAUACCUUGAACGACGAAGAAAAAGUGAUAUUUAACACUAACAUUGAGAAUGCUGACCGCGACGAGUACAUGCGCAACAGCGUUAACGGUGGUCGUGUGUUCUGCUUAAAAGAAGAUCCCAAAAAUAUAGGCAGGAACAAGAUUCAUCACAACGUGCUUUUCGUACUGGACAUUAUCGUCAAGGUCCUGUUUUGGCUCCUGAUACUCUCCUUCGUGGUGUCCUGGUGCACGCCACUGAAGGCAAUCUUCUCCUUCGGCGGACCCGUGAUCAAACCUCUACCAUUCUUAGGCGCUGCUGUCUUCGAUGGCAAUGAUAUUUAAAAAUUAUACACAUUUAUUUUUGACAAUAAAGGUCAGGUUGUAGAAAUUGUUUACUCGGCCACCAUAACAUAAAUACAAGUGUCGAUACACCGUAAAAUAAUAAAAAAAAUAUACGCACUAUUGUUAAUGUCUAAAAUAUAUUUAAAGUCAUCUUAAUGUUUUUAUAGUCAUGAUAUUGUUUUCACAAAUUAUUCAUAUGAACAAUUUUUUGUACAUGAUUGUUUGUACAAAUAAUAGCUGAACUAUAGCUAGAGAAAAUGUAACUACAACCUCACCCUGAGUUAUUUCAAUUAAAAAGUAGUAAUGCACUUUGGUGACCAAAACAUCGGUAGCCUUACAUUAGCUUAUAUUAGCUCUCUGAAAUAAGAAGAAAUACUCAUUAAAAUAGUGAUUUUACUUCAUGUAAGACCAGUUUGAGUAGCUCGGUGGCGUAGUGGAUAAGCGCCGCGGCCCGCGAUCGUAGUCGUUAAGCAACUUUCGCUAGGGUCGGUCACGGGAUGGGUGACCAAAAAAUUAUUAUCUCGAGCUACUCCGUGCUUCGGAAGGCACGUUAAGCCGUUGGUCCCGGCUGCAUUAGCAGUCGUUAAUACCCUCCCAUCCGCAUUGGGCCAGCGUGGAGGGUCAUGACCCAUCCUCCUUAACCAUCCAUAAGGAAGGCCUGAACCCCUGCAGUGGAGACGUAAAAGGGCUGGUGGUGGAAGACCAGUUUAUUGAAAUCAUCUUCAAUCAAUUUGCACUAGAUAUCAGCAUUAAAAUAAAUCGAAACGUCUAAUAAAAUAACUACAUAUUUUUAUUGACAAACGCAAAUGAAAUAUCUGUUUUAAAAUUUACACGAUAUACGGUCAGUUGCACAAACGUCCAUUAAGGUUUAACGACUCCUUAAAGCUCUAAUAAAAUAAUUACAUAUUUUAAUUGACAAACGCAAAUGAAAUAUCUGUUUUAAAAUUUACACGAUAUAAGUGGACUAUAUCCUCCGCCUUGUUUUAAAUUUAUAUUUUUAAUUACCGUGGAGCAGUAGCACAAAUUAUCCUAUGAAGCUUUGGGCAUUAAUUCCGUUGUUAACGUAAUAAUCGCGUAUCAAUAAAUUCCAUUUUGCAAUUUUAUUAUCUAAAAUCAUUAGUGCAAUGGGUUCUUUACAAAUUAAAGUGACAAAUAUGUUUGUUAUUAUGUGAUCUUGUAAGAAAAUUCCCAAGAAGAUUUGUAUUUGGAUUUGUGAUGAUUUUCUGAAGAUAUCUUGAUUAUACGUACAUAUCUGUGUAUGUAAAAUGGUUUUGGAAUGAUACCUGAACGAGUGGUUCAUCGUUUUCCAAACUUUCAAUCCUGAUCACAGAAAUAUAGAUUUUAUUUAUUGUUAUUACAGCAUUUACGUAGCUUCAGUUCCGAUACGGAUUCACAUCCUAAAUCUCGUAAUAUGACGAACUCGAGAACAUUUUUUACAUCCAAACAUCUCGGGAGAGCCCAUACAAUAGUUCACGCAAAUGUGACAUUUGGAAGUAAAAUACUUUUGUCGGCGGAGUAAUUUUCAUUGUUCCUAUCCUCACUUGUUCAAAUCUCGUUACCAUUAAAUUGUUACCAUUUUGAUAGAAUAUAGAACGAAAACGAACCAAUAAUGUUGAUUAUAAAAUAUACUUAGUUUUAAUGACUGAUUUAUUCGCAUUUUUUUAUAUAUGUUAUUUUAGAUUUGUUUAUUAAAAACGUGUCCAUUAUAUUUUUUACAUAAUUACUCUUUAUCGAUAAAUAUUGGGCAAAUAUUAAAGAUUGUUUACU